Messenger RNA from Uranotaenia lowii, 1134 nucleotides. RefSeq names its product cytochrome P450 4C1-like. Bases 1 to 1134 code for a protein of 377 amino acids. The record is from RefSeq and is a predicted model, not a curated record. NCBI's taxonomy places the organism in Eukaryota, Metazoa, Arthropoda, Insecta, Diptera, Culicidae. The transcript has 5 exons. Gene Ontology annotation, molecular function: oxidoreductase activity, acting on paired donors, with incorporation or reduction of molecular oxygen; heme binding; monooxygenase activity.
AUGUGGGGCGUAAUACUUUUCUGGUGUUUGGCCACUCUGGUUGCCGUUAUUAUUCACUACAAGUGGUCCCAUCGGAAAAUCCUGGCUGCAACUUCGAACAUGAGUAGCCCCCUAGCCCUACCGAUCAUAGGACACACGUAUCUGCUGUACAAAAUCCGAAAAAGUCCUAAUUUUUUCAACGGCCUCAAGGCACUAAUAGACGUUUUCUCAUCGCCAUCGUGUCUACACGUAGGACCGCUAGUUCACAUCAUAGUCUACGAACCGGAACAGCUUCAAACCGUUCUCAACUCCCAGCACUGUAUCAGCAAACCGAUCCAAUACAACUUCUUCCACGUUAAUCGGGGCAUCUUUGCAGCUCCUGUCCCUGUUUUGGUGCCGGAAUGUUGCCAAAGUUCGUACCCAUUUUCAACAAAAAAAGCGUGGAGAUGGUCAAAUUGCUGGAACGUUACCUCGGUAGAGGGGAAUGCGAUAUAUCACUCGAUAUUGGCAAAUGCACAUUGGACACCAUUUAUUGUAGCAACCGCAUGUGGUAUGAAUUUAAAUCUUCAAUCAUCACCGGAUGGAGAAAAACAUCUAAUAGGACAGCACAGAUAUGUGGAAACAAUUUUAAGACGCGUUUUCAAUCCCAUCUUUUAUCCCAACUGUAUCUUCCGAGCGUUUGGUGAUGGGAAACAAUUUACUGAAGCCCACGAGCAGAUGCGAGCCGUAUCGUACAAAGUCAUGGUGGCUAAGAAUUCAGAGAGACCUAAACCUGUUAUCUCUCAAGACAAUGAUGACAUAGAAGGCAAAAAGCAGCAAAUGUUCAUCGACAAACUAUACGAGAUGGUCCGUGAAAACAAAGUGGUCCAUAGAGAGGACAUCAUCGAACACUUGGACACAAUUUCGUUUGCCGGUAAUGAUACCACUUCCACGACUUUGGUCAACUGUUUGCUGAUGCUAGCGAUGUUCCCGGAAGUUCAAGAUCGAGUCUACCAAGAGAUAAUGCUGUCUUGUCCCAUUGAUGAUGUCUCCAUCGAAGACGCCUCUAAACUCAUCUACACGGAGAUGGUCUGCAAAGAAACGAUGAGACUUUUCCCGGUGGGACCAAUGCUGGCUCGUACUGCCACGGCGGACUUUAAACUGGAUGGUAACUAG